This is a messenger RNA of Argiope bruennichi, 6367 nucleotides long. RefSeq names its product unconventional myosin-VIIa-like (gene dachs). The transcript is spliced from 23 exons. Lineage: Eukaryota; Metazoa; Arthropoda; Arachnida; Araneae; Araneidae. Gene Ontology annotation, cellular component: actin cytoskeleton; vesicle; cytoplasm. Gene Ontology annotation, molecular function: cytoskeletal motor activity; ATP binding; actin filament binding. The record is from RefSeq and is a predicted model, not a curated record. Gene Ontology annotation, biological process: vesicle transport along actin filament; actin filament organization. The coding region runs from base 1279 to 4287 and encodes 1002 amino acids.
AUAGGUACUCCGGCAAAUCGCGUUGGACGUGUUACAAACCAUGUUGUAAUGUACAUCUUCUGCAUGUAAAAAAGUAAGAGUGCCCUAUGUUAUUGGAAUGUUUUUCUUUUUGUGUGCCAUGUUUUUCUUAAAGAAAUCGCUCAAUUUAUUAUCUUCUGUGCCAAGGAGUGUGUAUUUAUGAGAAAACCACCUGUUAAGCGUGUGAGGUCGAAUCUUAAAUGACGUUUCUUAAUAACAACACGUUUUCAUUUUCGGUUUCGGGGUUUAAAGAAACCUCGAUCGCACGAUUUUAUAUUAAGAAACAAAUGGUUUGAAUGACAGCAGUUUAUUUUCGUUGGAAAUACGUUAAAAACAUGAUGGAAUUUUUCAGUAGAUUUCAGUGAGUUCCCAUGAAAAAUAGUAAAGAUUUUUUGUAAUUUUUUUUCCUAAUCAUAAUUAUAAACUUUACCCUUUUAUGAACAUAAUAUAAACUGUGAGUAACUGUAAGAAUGUUUUCUCAACAAAUUCAUUAAAUGUACUUAUGCAAUUUGCAGAUACUUUUGAAAUUAUAAUCUUAUGUAGAUUGAGUAAUUCUUGUUAUAUUGCCUUCAUACAAUGUAUGGUUUAAAUUUGUACUACUUUCAAGCAAGAAAUUUAGACACCGAUUUUGAUGUUUUGGGAACUAGACAAAUGUUGUUAUAUUUGAAACUGAGAGAAGUGUACAAAUUGUUAAAAAUCGAAAAAACGCUCACGAAAAACAUUGCAGCAUACUAAAGCCAAUAAAUUGUUUUCUGUGUUUAUCUAAUGAAGCUCAAUUUAUUCCUACUUUGUCAGUUUAUGUCCAGCUGUUGUUUAUUUUAAAAAUCCUCAGUUGGAUUACAAAUAUACGUACUCUUGUGCAUAAAUUAAUAGGGAAGUGACAUAUUCUUGAAAGACCUUAUUAGUGCCAUACAUGUGCUAUGAAAAGUUUUUUCUUUUACUGAAAGGAUUGUGAAAAAGUUUCUCGUCUGAAAAAGCUAUUAUCAGUAUGCUUCUUAUGCAUGAUUUGUGUGAAUUUCAAACUUUUCUAUGGAUUAUACUAUAUGCAAAUCCAAGUUCAGUGAUCCGUCCUUGAACAGCGCAGUCGCUUUCCUCCAAAUACCAUUAACGGAAUACAAACGAAUUUGUGAAACUGUUUUCAUCAACUUGUAUGCAAGAACUUCUGACAACACCAGACGGAUUUAGGUGUGUGAUGCAGGGCUUUUCCGUCUUGGUCAUGUGACCAAGGUGGAUUCAAAGGAGUGGAUCAGGCUUUAGGCCAUGGCGACCUUAAAUUUUUCGAAGGUCUUCAUAUUGGACAAGUAUUUUACAGAGCUACAAAAAUUUUGGGAAACGGAGCGUAAAUUACAAGAUGCUUCGUCAUCCAACGAAGCGGUCCACCUCCAGCAGCGGCUGCGCAGUCUCAGUUCCGAACUAGUGACGCUCCGGAAUCGACUGCACGUGACGGGGGGAGGCGCCCCUCCGAGCGCCCCCCUCAAUGGGCAUUCCCUCGCAGCCUACCAGCAAGAGCUGAGCAAGGGGACCGUGGGGAUGAUGCGGCACACUGUUUGCGCCGAAGUUCAAGACCUCAUUCACUUGCCUGGGCCGUUGACGGAAGACGCCGUGCUCAGGACGCUGCACGCGCGGUUCUUCAACAGAGAGUACUUUACGAACGUAGGACCCAUAUUACUGUCCGUCAAUCCGUACCAGGAUGUGGGCAACCCCCUGACACUAAGCAGUGCCCACGCUGCCUCUCGCUGUCCACAGCUUCUGAGGGUCAUUCAUGAAGCUGUCCGCCAACAGAGUGAGACAGGCUAUCCUCAGGCCAUCAUCCUCAGCGGCGAAAGCGGCAGUGGCAAAACGUACUCGUCCAUGCUCCUCCUGAGGCAACUGUUUGACGUUGCUGGCGGAGGACCUGAGACGGACGCCUUCAAGCAUCUCGCGGCAGCUUUUACUGUGCUCAGGUCACUGGGCAGUGCUAAAACGGCCAACAAUUCAGAAUCUAGUCGAAUCGGUCACUUUAUUGAAGUGCAGGUAACUGAUGGAGCUCUCUACAGAACCAAAAUUCAUUGUUACUUUUUGGAUCAGACACGGGUCAUUCGUUUACUUCCUAAUGAGAAGAAUUACCAUAUAUUUUACCAAAUGUUAGCCGGUCUUACUCAAGAAGAACGGGCACAACUCAGUCUCGCUGGUUAUUCCUUACAUAAUCUCUGUUACCUAAACCAAGGAGACAUCACCCAAAAUGAGACGGAAGAUGCUUCGAGAUUUGAAGCGUGGAAGACUUGUCUGUCCGUAUUAGGUAUCCCUUCCAUGGAUGUUGUGAGAGUGCUGGCGGCUAUUUUGCUUCUGGGAAACAUCCAGUUUAUCGAUGGAGCUGGGAUGGAAGUGGACAUCAAAGGUGGAAAUGCUGAAAUGAAGGCCGUUGCCACUUUACUCGGAGUGUCCAGUGUGGCCUUGUUCAGAGGUCUGACCACGCGCACACACAACGUUCGAGGACAAUUAGUCAAAUCUCUUUGUGAUGCGAAGCUCGCAACAUGCACGAGAGAUGCUCUUGCCAAAGCUCUAUACUGCCGGACAGUGGCAACUAUUGUGCGGCGAGCCAAUAGCCUGAAGAGGCUGGGGUCCACUUCGGGAACCCUCAGUUCGGAUAGCAAUGAGUCCGUCCAUAACCAAACAGAAAACAGUAGUCAACAUGCAUCCACGAUAGGUUCUGGAGGUGUUAAAGCUUCAAAGUCAAUGACAGUGCUCAAUUCUGCGGUGAGGCAUGCUACCGAUGGUUUCAUAGGCAUUUUGGACAUGUUUGGCUUUGAAGCUAGCAAACCUAGCCAUUUGGAGCACCUAUGCAUCAAUUUGUGCGCUGAAACUUUACAGCAUUUUUACAACACGCACGUGUUUAAAAGCAGCAUCGAGUCUUGCAGAGAAGAAGGUGUUCAGAGUGACUUACAAGUCGAUUACGUAGACAAUGUACCUUGUAUAGACCUCAUAUCUUCACUGAGAACUGGCUUGUUGAGCAUGCUGGACGUGGAGUGCUCAGUGAGAGGGAGCCCAGACACUUACUUGAAGAAAGUCGUCGCUCAACACCACCAUAGUCCUAGGUUCUACGAGCAGAAGACAGCCGACAGCAGGAUCUUCGGCAUCAGGCACUUUGCCGGUCGCGUUCCCUACGACGUGACGCACUUUCUGGAGACCAACCGCGACGUGGUGCCGGACGACAUUGUCGCCGUUUUCCACAAGACCAUUUGCAACUUCGGAUUCGCCACCCAUCUCUUCGGCAGUGAGCUCAAGGCGCUUUACUCUCAAGAAACCGUGCCCAGAGGCGUUUCAUUCAGAAUAUCUCCUACUGCUCAUACAGAUUUACUGAAUGGUGACGAACCGGUGUCUACACUCACUCAGGAUUUCCAUAGCAGACUGGACAAUCUGCUGAGAACACUGGUGCACGCAAAACCUCACUUCAUUCGCUGCAUUAAGGCGAACAAUAACGAACAGCCAAAUCACUUUGACCGUGGUGUCGUCGUUCAACAAAUACGGGCAUUGCAAGUCCUGGAGACAGUCAACUUGAUGGCUGGAGGUUUUCCGCAUCGCAUGAGGUUCAAGGCUUUCAACACCAGAUACAGGCUAAUCGCUCCCUUCAAGAAACUGAAGAGGACAGACGAUAAAGCUAUAGAAGAUUGCGAGCUUAUUUUGGAGUGUUUUAUGGCAGUGACAGAAAACUGCAGAGUCUCAAAUGCUUCCACUGCCUGGGCCAUGGGGAAGAGGCAUAUAUUCCUCAGCGAGGGAUCUCGACAGCAGCUGGAGUUGCUCCGGGUGGAGCGCAGGCAUAAUGCAGCCGUCCUCAUCCAAGCUGUCUGGAGAGGCUGGAAUUUCAGAAAGAAGCGGUGGCCCACCCUCAAGAGAAACCUUUGCAUGCAGGCACGGACACGCGUCAAUAGGCCCCGUCCUCAACCGAUUGCUGGCACCCCACCUCCGGACCUGGAGCGCUGCGACCAGAAGACGAUCCAGCAGACUUGCUCUCUGUUCGGCCUGGACCUGGAGAGGCCCCCACCCGUGCCUCCUAGCCGCUCAUACACGGUGACAGGCAACACCAAAAUGGGGUACCCGCAGGCCAGGGUCAUGAAGAUGAACUAUCCAGAGGACAACAGCGGAGAAGUGACUCUGCACAAAGGCGAGACGGUGAUGGUAGUGCGCGCAUCCGCAAGACGAGGUCACUUGGUGGUCGAGCACAAGAACCACACCAUCCACGUACCCUAUCAGUUCCUAGAGCUGAAACCUUCAGAAGGAGUCAACAUUUGAGUGCAUGAACUCCACACCUCUUGAAACUGCUCAAGGACAUUUGACUCAAAACGGGAGUCGACGUCCACUCGGCAACUCACACCAAAAAUAGAAUCUCGUCUCUUUUAGGGAAACUAAACAAAGAGCAAUGACCGAAAUUAGAUUUUUUUUUAAUCGGAAGGGAUUUGUUUGUGAAAUGAGAAUCUGAAACUCAUGAUGAAUUUUUCAGAUACUUAAAAUAAAACUCAAUUAAGAAAAAUAAUUAGAUAUAACUUUACCAUAUUAAAAACCAAUUCAUUCGAAUCCUUUGAUGACGGCAAUAAAAGAAAAAUCAAGUCGCUUGAAUAUCUGAAUAUGUCAUCUUCAAUUAAUUUCUUAGCGAUAUAUAUAUUUCCAUUUAUCAAAAGUAUUCCAGAUUCCUUUUUAAAAUAACUUAAAUGCAAGAUUGUUACGGACUACAAAGAAAACUGAGUUUUAGAGUAACUGAGUUAGAGAAGCAGCAAAUUCGAUUUUCUUUGGCAAAUAAAGUAACUGGAAAAAUCUGAAGAAAGACAACGUUAUAAUAUGUUAUUGCUCGUCAAGAAAUGCAAUGGAGUUUCAAAAUUAUAUAGUUAGAAGGACACCUGAUCUUCGAAAAUACUUUUUAAAUCUCAUAUAUACCAAAGGUACAGUUUCUAAAUUUUAUAUUGACUGACAAAGGGUAUUUUAUAAUCUUGAAGAUAUUAUUUUUGCUGUUAGUUGCUUACAAGUGGACAAUUUAUUCCUUUUAUGGUUUCAUAUCUCAGGGCUUCAUGAUCAUCGUCGUCAGUAUCAGGACAUGUGUUUUUUUGUCGAACAAAACGAAACUCAUCAGUGGGUGUUCACCAGUGGUGGUUUGUUUGUAUAAAUAUUUUUGUCGCUUAGUACAAAUAUCGUCACAUUUAUGUGAAAUCUGUCCACUUUCAUAGGAGUGGGUUUACAUUCAUUUGAAUUAUGUUGGGUUGAAUGUGUAUUUUUUUUUUUUUUUUUUUUUUUUUUUUAAUUUUUCGUCUUACAUUUUUUGCGCCAAAUUCGACGCUAUUAUAGCUCUAAAGCGUCCCAAGUAUUAUUUCAAAAAUCUUUUUAAAAAUUUUGAAAAUUCAAUAAUAUACCUUAAAAAAAUUUUCUUCGUUUUGUAAAUAUGGCUAUUCUGUAAUUUUUAAAUAUGAUUUUCAAUUUGAUUAUCUCUACAUUAAUUUUCUUUAAUCGAUUCUGACAAAUAUUAUUGUAUACGCAGAUGACAAAUAUCGUGGUUGGUUUUCAUACCAAAAAGAAAUGAAAUUGUUUAAAAAGAAAAAAAUGAACUCGUCAACGAAAUACUAAAUUGGAUGUAGGUAUCCUAGGAUCGGGAGCCACUAGCAUUUGAUGGAUUUCGAUUUCACAACAUGCACAUUCCAAUUACGCAUGUGAAAUUCAAACAAUUUUUAACUUUUACAAACAAACUAUAAUUACGCACCAAUUUAUUUUGAAAAAUAUAGCAUAAGACUUUCUUUCCAAUAACAUUCAACGAAAACUACUAUAUCACAAGAUGAUAUUAUUAAAAUUUUUCCAAUGACAUUAUUACUUCUAGCAGCCAAAAUCAACAUUACAGUUAUUUUGUUAUUGAUCACGGCCAUAUUUAAAUUUAAAUGAUAAUAAUAAUAAUAAUUAUUAUUAUUAUUAUUUACCAUGAGAUGAAGUAAAUAAAUAUUUCUUCGUGCACAGUAUUGAUAACUGCAAAAUCUAAGAGCAUAGAUUAUUAGAAGCAAAAGAGCAUUUUCCUGCAUUUCUUGUCAGAAAAUAGUUCUUCCAGACAGUUAGAUGCGUUUACGAUAAGGGCAUAAAGGUUAUAACCAAUGUUUAAACGUUUAUAAGCAAUAAAUAAAUAAUAAAUUUUCCAAGCAAUUUUUAUUUUGCCUUCCAAUGUAUUGUUUGAAAAUCAACCAUGCAUAUUGCCCAUAUACUGUCAGAAUAAUUUUCAAUUAAAAAAUAAAAUUAUGCUGUCUCUCCUGUCUUGUAGAUUUGUAUAGGUUUCUGGAGAGAAAGUGCAUCUUUAGGUCUAUAACAUGUACAGAAUUUGAAGCUUUUAUGAUGUUCCAUUAAA